Molecule: messenger RNA, 867 nt
Organism: Drosophila subobscura
Lineage: Eukaryota; Metazoa; Arthropoda; Insecta; Diptera; Drosophilidae
Product: zinc metalloproteinase nas-8
Exons: 1
Biological process (GO): proteolysis
Molecular function (GO): metalloendopeptidase activity; zinc ion binding
Source: RefSeq, a predicted model, not a curated record
GUGGGGGCCCUGCCAGUCCUGGAUCUGGACUCCGACGACGACGCCAUUGACCUGUCGGACCUGGGUGACGCCAUAUUCGGUAAUCCGGACAGCGAGACCACUGGCGUUCUAGUCGAUGCGCAUGAUGAGCAAUCCCCGCAGAAUCCCGAGGAGCUGGGCACCUACUACGAGGGCGAUAUUCUCAUUCCGCUGAGCUAUCGCGAGGAGCGUUCGAAUGGAAGUCGCAAUGGGAUCCUCGCACAGAGCUACCGCUGGCCGGCAGCUAUUGUGCCCUAUGAGAUCAAGGGACCCUUCACGACCCAGGAGCUGGGCAACAUCAAGCACGCCUUCAAGGAGUACCACACCAAGACCUGCGUGCGCUUCAAGCCGCGCACCAACGAAAAGGACUACAUAUCCAUUGGCAGCGGCAAGUCAGGCUGCUGGAGCAGCAUUGGUCGGCUGGGUGGACGCCAGGAGGUGAAUCUACAAUCGCCCAACUGCCUGCGCACCUACGGCACGCCCAUACACGAACUGAUGCAUGCCCUGGGCUUCUUUCACGAGCAGAAUCGCCACGAGCGGGACACGUACGUCAAGGUGAUGAGCGACAACAUCAAGCCCGAUAUGAUGGCCAACUUCGAGAAGGCCAGCGCACGCACACAGUCGGCCUUUGGCGUGGACUAUGAUUAUGCCAGCGUGAUGCAUUAUUCGAGCACCAGCUUCACGCGCAACGGGCAACCCACGCUGAAGGCGCUGCGUGCCGGAUCGGCGGCCAGUCAGAUGGGACAGCGCAAGGGUUUUUCUGCUGGCGAUGUGCGCAAAAUCAAUGCCAUGUACAAGUGCGCGGUGUAACGCUGAUCUGAUUUCGUUUAUUGGAAAAAUAUAAUAUAU